AUAGGUCACGGUCCCUAGACCACAGCCACCCAUCUUGUCCAACUCUCUGAGCUCUGAAGUCUCGCCAGCCAGGGAGAUGCUGAGGACCCCGCGGGUGGGGUAGCCCCAGUGUUCCCGGGCCCACGCUCCGGGGCGCGGGACGUCAAGUUUCCGCCCGGUCCCCUGAGCGGUGACAGCGUUCGCUCGGAGGCGGCGGGGAGGCGGAGGGCGGGCCAGCCCCGUGCCCGAGCCCCCUCCCCUGCUCGCGAGCUCGCGCGGUCUGUGUCUCUCUCCGCAAGUGCAGAGCCGCGGAGGAGGAGGGGGAGGAGGAGGAGGGAGCUGGGGGAGGAUCUCCAUUGAAAUAAACAACCAGGCAGCAGUUAUUAACACGGGAACAUGGCGGCCGCAGCCUGGGCUCCCGCGGCGGCGGCGGAGGUCAGCGCCGACGGCAGCCCGCACCUGACGGCGUGACGGCCACAUUGAUUUUUCUCGCAUCUGGCUUCACUGUAUUGGCUCUUCUGCACUGUGUACAGGCACAGUUGCUGAUAUGUGUUCAAGAUGAGUGGGAUGGGAGAAAACACCUCUGACCCGUCCAGGGCAGAGACCAGAAAACGAAAGGAAUGUCCCGACCAGCUCGGACCCAGCCCCAAAAGGAGCACUGAGAAACGGAACCGCGAGCAGGAGAAUAAGUACAUAGAGGAGCUGGCAGAGCUGAUCUUCGCAAACUUUAAUGAUAUUGACAACUUCAACUUCAAACCUGACAAAUGUGCCAUCCUAAAAGAAACUGUGAAGCAGAUCCGCCAGAUCAAAGAGCAAGAGAAAGCAGCAGCUGCCAACAUAGAUGAAGUGCAGAAGUCAGAUGUGUCAUCCACGGGGCAGGGUGUCAUCGACAAGGAUGCACUGGGGCCCAUGAUGCUUGAGGCCCUUGAUGGGUUCUUCUUCGUUGUGAACCUGGAAGGCAAUGUGGUGUUCGUGUCAGAGAAUGUGACACAGUAUCUACGGUAUAACCAAGAAGAACUGAUGAACAAGAGUGUCUACAGCAUCCUGCAUGUCGGGGACCACACUGAAUUUGUCAAGAACCUGCUGCCAAAGUCCAUGGUGAAUGGAGGAUCUUGGUCUGGAGAACCUCCCAGGCGGAACAGCCAUACCUUCAACUGUCGGAUGCUGGUGAAGCCUUUGCCAGAUUCAGAAGAGGAAGGCCAUGAGAGCCAGGAAGCCCAUCAGAAAUACGAGGCGAUGCAGUGCUUCGCUGUGUCUCAGCCCAAGUCCAUCAAAGAGGAAGGCGAAGAUUUGCAGUCCUGCUUGAUUUGUGUGGCACGAAGAGUCCCCAUGAAGGAAAGACCAGCCCUUCCCUCAUCAGAAAGCUUUACCACCCGCCAGGACCUCCAAGGCAAGAUCACUUCACUGGACACUAGCACCAUGAGAGCCGCCAUGAAGCCGGGCUGGGAAGAUCUGGUGAGAAGAUGUAUUCAGAAGUUCCACACACAGCAUGAAGGGGAGUCUCUAUCAUAUGCCAAGAGGCAUCACCAUGAAGUUCUGAGACAAGGGUUGGCGUUCAGUCAGAUCUAUCGUUUUUCUUUGUCUGAUGGCACUCUCGUUGCUGCACAAACCAAGAGCAAACUCAUCCGUUCUCAGACUACUAAUGAGCCUCAGCUUGUAAUAUCUUUACACAUGCUUCACAGAGAGCAGAAUGUAUGUGUAAUGAAUCCGGAUCUGACUGGACAAGCGAUGGGGAAGCCAUUGAAUCCAAUUAGCUCUAGCAGCCCUGCCCAUCAGGCCCUGUGCAGUGGGAACCCAGGUCAGGACAUGACCCUCGGUAGCAAUAUAAAUUUUCCCAUGAAUGGCCCAAAGGAACAAAUGGGCAUGCCUAUGGGCAGGUUUGGUGGUUCUGGGGGCAUGAACCAUGUAUCAGGCAUGCAGUCAACCACUCCUCAGGGUAGUAACUAUGCACUCAAAAUGAACAGUCCCUCGCAAAGCAGCCCCGGCAUGAACCCGGGGCAAGCCAGCUCCGUGCUCUCCCCAAGGCAGCGCAUGAGCCCCGGCGUGGCUGGCAGUCCUCGCAUCCCACCCAGUCAGUUUUCCCCUGCAGGAAGCUUGCAUUCCCCUGUAGGAGUUUGCAGCAGCACAGGAAAUAGCCAUAGUUAUACCAACAGUUCCCUCAAUGCACUGCAAGCCCUCAGCGAGGGCCAUGGGGUCUCACUAGGGUCAUCGUUGGCUUCACCGGACCUAAAAAUGGGCAAUUUGCAAAACUCCCCAGUUAAUAUGAAUCCUCCCCCACUCAGCAAGAUGGGAAGCUUGGACUCCAAAGACUGUUUUGGACUUUAUGGGGAGCCCUCAGAAGGUACAACUGGACAAGCAGAGGCCAGCUGCCAUCCUGAAGAACAAAAGGGGCCCAAUGAUUCCAGCAUGCCCCAGGCGGCCAGCGGGGACAGGGCUGAGGGACACAGCCGGCUGCAUGACAGCAAAGGGCAGACCAAACUCCUGCAGCUGCUGACCACCAAGUCCGACCAGAUGGAACCUUCACCCUUGCCCAGCUCCUUGUCGGACACAAACAAGGACUCGACAGGGAGCUUGCCUGGGCCUGGGUCCACGCAUGGCACCUCGCUCAAGGAGAAGCAUAAGAUUUUGCACAGACUCUUACAGGACAGCAGUUCCCCUGUGGACUUGGCCAAGCUGACAGCAGAAGCCACAGGCAAAGAGCUGAGCCAGGAGUCCAGCAGCACAGCUCCUGGGUCGGAAGUGACUGUCAAACAGGAGCCAGCGAGCCCCAAGAAGAAAGAGAAUGCACUACUGCGCUAUUUGCUCGACAAAGAUGAUACUAAAGAUAUUGGUUUACCGGAAAUCACCCCCAAACUCGAGCGACUGGACAGUAAGACAGAUCCUGCCAGUAACACAAAGCUACUUGCUAUGAAAACUGUGAAGGAGGAGGUGAGCUUUGAGCCCAGUGACCAGCCUGGCAGUGAGCUGGACAACUUGGAAGAGAUUUUGGAUGAUUUGCAGAACAGUCAGUUACCACAGCUUUUCCCAGACACAAGGCCAGGAGCUCCUACUGGGUCAGUUGACAAGCAAGCCAUCAUCAAUGACCUCAUGCAACUCACAGCUGACAGCAGUCCCGUCCCACCUGCCGGAGCCCAGAAGGCAGCACUGCGCAUGUCACAGAGCAGAAUGAUUGGCAACAGCACUUCCCGGCCCAGCAUGCCUUCUGGGGAAUGGGCACCACAGAGUCCAGCUGUGAGAGUCACUUGUGCUGCUACCACUGGUGCCAUGAACCGGCCAGUCCAAGGAGGCAUGAUUCGGAACCCAACAGCCAGCAUCCCCAUGCGAGCCAACAGCCAGCCUGGCCAAAGACAGAUGCUUCAGUCUCAGGUCAUGAACAUAGGCCCUUCUGAGUUAGAGAUGAACAUGGGAGGACCUCAAUAUAACCAACAGCAGGCCCCUCCAAACCAAACUGCCCCGUGGCCUGAGAGCAUCCUGCCUAUAGACCAGGCAUCAUUUGCCAGCCAGAACAGGCAGCCCUUUGGCAGCUCCCCUGAUGACCUGCUGUGUCCACAUCCUGCCGCAGAGUCUCCAAGCGAUGAGGGCGCUCUUCUUGACCAGCUAUAUUUGGCCUUGCGGAACUUCGAUGGCCUUGAGGAGAUUGAUAGAGCUCUGGGGAUACCAGAACUGGUCAGCCAGAGCCAAGCUGUGGAUGCAGAGCAGUUCUCAAGCCAGGAGUCCAGCAUAAUGCUGGAGCAGAAGCCCCCCGUUUUCCCACAGCAGUACGCAUCUCAGGCACAAAUGGCCCAGGGUGGCUAUAAUCCCAUGCAAGAUCCAAACUUUCACACCAUGGGACAGCGGCCAAAUUACACCACACUCCGUAUGCAGCCACGGCCGGGCCUCAGGCCCACAGGCAUUGUGCAGAACCAGCCAAACCAACUGAGACUUCAGCUUCAGCACCGCCUCCAAGCACAGCAGAAUCGCCAGCCGCUCAUGAAUCAGAUCAGCAGUGUUUCCAAUGUGAACCUGACUCUGAGGCCUGGAGUACCCACUCAGGCUCCUAUUAAUGCACAGAUGCUGGCCCAGAGGCAGAGGGAAAUCCUGAACCAGCAUCUUCGGCAGAGACAGAUGCAUCAGCAACAGCAGGUGCAGCAGCGAACUUUGAUGAUGAGAGGACAAGGGUUGAAUAUGACCCCAAGCAUGGUGGCUCCCACUGGCCUACCAGCAGCCAUGAGCAAUCCCCGGAUCCCCCAGGCCAAUGCCCAGCAGUUCCCAUUUCCUCCGAACUACGGAAUAAGUCAGCAACCUGAUCCUGGCUUUACUGGGGCUACGACUCCCCAGAGUCCUCUAAUGUCUCCCCGGAUGGCACAUACCCAGAGUCCCAUGAUGCAGCAGUCUCAAGCCAACCCAGCCUACCAGCCCACCUCAGACAUGAAUGGAUGGGCACAGGGGAGCAUGGGCGGAAACAGCAUGUUCUCACAGCAGUCCCCACCACACUUUGGGCAACAAGCAAACACCAGCAUGUAUAGUAACAACAUGAACAUCAGUGUGUCGAUGGCAACCAACACGGGUGGCUUGAGCAGCAUGAACCAGAUGACAGGCCAGAUGAGCAUGACCUCAGUGACCUCCGUGCCUACGUCAGGACUGCCCUCCAUGGGUCCCGAGCAGGUCAAUGAUCCUGCUCUGAGGGGAGGCAACCUUUUCCCAAACCAACUGCCUGGAAUGGACAUGAUCAAGCAGGAGGGAGAUGCAUCUCGGAAAUACUGCUGACCCUGGAGAAGCUGUCUGCAUCUUUCUUCAACCCACUGGGCUUACAAACAUUUACCAGUCUGGAGAGCUGCGUCUCUUUGUGUUGCCACCUGACAUGCCGCCAGUUCUCCUAGGACAUAGCAGCAGACAGUUGGGCCCUGGGCCCGCAGCAUAGAGCGUGCUGGCUUGGCUGCCACCGGAAGAGUUGCCCCUCCCGACAGCCUGCAGCUCGCCUCCAGACCAACCGCAGUCUAUUCACUGCAUUCACCGUAGUGCAACUUAGAUCUCCUGCAAAGUAACUGUCCCCAGGCCGACUUCAUCCCCAUUCAGAUUGAAUGUAUUUAAAUGUGUGUGUUUGAGGAGAGCCAUGCUCUUGGCCUGUUCCUGCUCGGCUCCAGACACUGGUUUCUUGCUUUGUUUUCUGUGGCUAUUCUGUGUAAAAGAUUAGAAUCUUAACUAGAGGAAAAAAAGGAAUUUUUAACACAGUACAACCCAAGGUAUUCUAAGCUUAAAGCCUGCAUUUGACUGGGAUGGAGACAGGGCAGAUACUGUGGACAGCGCUGUGUGUGCUGACACACCUAGUCAGCGACAAGUAACCGAGGCAGAGUUCUGUCUCCAGGAAGGAGUGUCCCAUCAAUGAACAGAUGGAAGGCUCUUGAGAGAGGCUGUUAGCAUUAACAAGUAUCUGUUCCCACUUUUCUCUGUUAAAACCAAAUGAGUUUCUCCUAAAUCAUGGAUCAAAAAGAAAUACUUGUUUCUAAAUUGUUUUUAGAUCAGAUAGUUUGAUUGGCAUCUCUUCCCUUCCUCUCCCCGCCUUCUCUCAUCCUCCCUCUUUCAUUCCUUUAAAGUAAAAACAUCAACAACAGCAUACACCAUAGAGACCAGGGAAGCCCUUGGGAUCUCUCAGUGUUGUGCCAGCUACUUACAGCAGCUUCCCAGUGACCAUGCGUUUCCUAUCAGAGAGGAACAAAGUCAGGCUGUGACAUCUGCUUAGGUAGCCUGGGCUGCCCCAUCAGCUCAGGCCUCCAACAUGAGAGACCUUACUAAUGAAAUCAACAGCAGACGUCACGACAGAUCUGACCUCUGCCAUGUGGGGUUGUUUUUUAUUUUUGGUUUUUAGCAGUGCUGACGAAGCCGAAGUUUUGUAAGGUACAUAAAGAUCCAAUUUAUAUGUAAACAAGCAAUAAUUUAAGUUCUGAACUUAAGUGUUUUAACUGUAUAAUUUUGUGAGGUAUACAUAUUGUGGGAUUGACUCAAAAAAUGAGGUACUUCAGUAUUAAAUUAGAUAUCUUCAUAGCAAUGUCUCCUAAAGGUGUUUUGUAACGGCUGCCAAUGCCUUGGUUAGAGCUGACUUGUAGACGUAAGACCUUUUGUUUUCUAACCCUUGAGACUCUCCUCAUGAAUUCUGUAUCUAAUCUAUAUGAUAUGCAGCCGCUGUCAGAACCAAGUCUUGAUUUUAUAUGUUUAUAUUCUUUCUUAAUAAACCUUAGAAAGACAACAUUACUAAGCAGCCCACUUUGAUGGUUGUUUUCUUGCCCACUGUUGGGGAUAACCUCUAUUAACUGGUGUCAGUUUCAGACAGUUGCAGUACCCAGAACUGAGACCUUUUCAAUUCUCCCCAACCUUGAUACACACACUUUCUUACCUAAAUUUCAGAAUGAUGUCUUUUUGAUGUCUAAAAACAAAGCAUUUUAUAAUAUCUCAUUAUCCAAGCUUUCUAGGAACCGAGAAGUUUUUCCUUGAAGUUUGUUUGUUUAUUCCUGGCAGGGUUAAAAACAUAUGAACUACCCUAUUUAUAUUUAUGUCUCCCUAUAUAUCUACAGAUUGUAGAAAUAUAGAAAGAGAUGUGACCCAAAGACAAAUGGUCAGUCAUCUGAAAGUGUUGCUGCAUGCUAAGGAACUCUGGAAAUUUGUAUUUCCAUACCUUUUUCCACUUAGAGAAGAAUCUCAGUGAGGGAGGUAGCCCAGGAACAGCGCUUCCCCAUUGGCCACCAGUUCCUGUGUCUGCUCGAGACUCCACCAAACCAUUGGCUUGCACAUCUGUCCUGCAAAGGGAGCAGAUAGAGCCCAGAACUCCAGGCCCCACCCCAGGAGUGAGGCUCAGGUGCACUACUGAGCGCGACCUGUUCUCAGAUAAGUCAGAAAUGUGAGGUAGGUAAAAAUAACUUCACACAGCACAGCACAGCACAAGAGAAAAUGGAAUUUAAAGCAUAUUUGUUUUGUAUUAAAUCCCAUCUCACUGUAACAUCAAGCCACAAUAUCUUACCUUUCAGCCUUCAUCCAAUCUACCACUGCUUUCUAAUGUUGACCCGGCAGUUAGCGUAGCCCAUGGUCAUGGCAAAUCCUCUCACAGGUCAGAGCAGCGAUGAACUGUGUGCCAUCUCAUCAGGAGGAUCGCAUCAGCAAAGGCAUCCUGAUCAUGUUCUCAGAGCCAGUGCCAGCCCAGCCUCCCCUGCCAUCAGUAUUGCUCACGCUCUGCACAACACAUUUGUACUUGGUUUUGUCUGACAGAACAUAGAAUCAGUGUUCUCUUAGAUGACUCAAUGUGAAAAGCGUAAUGUGAAAAGUACACACCUGAUCGUGGUUGUAAAAUCCAUGUAAGUGUUCAUGCAACAUGGUGAGUUUUAAAAGUAAAGUGUGCUGUGAUACUACAACCAAUUGACUCAAAGAUUAAAGCACUUGCGCGCACACACACACACACACACACAACGUGUAUCUCUUAUGACCUGUAAUGAUUGAAAGCAAUGGUUUUUUUGCAGUUUAAGAUGCAAAUUUUAAUCUGUGUUUAAAAACGGAGUUCAUAUGGGUGUGACACGUGAACUGGGAGGCACAGAUCCACUUGCAGAACCCAAAGAUACACAAUCAAUUUUGAAAUGCAACUUAAGCCAUUAAUUGUUGGUGUGAAUUUAAAAUUUUCUAGUUGUUUAUAUGGUAGUAUGCUGCCGAAGAGCAAAGCAUUCUCUGCACAAAAGAAAACACUGUAGUGGCUUCGAUUUUAAUUAGAACUUUCUCCCUGGUGUUUCUUUAUAGACUAAAACAAAAUCUUUUAAGUUUCUUACUACAGGUAAAAGCUAUGUGCAAGAACCUCAAAAUGCUAAAACCUAGCAUAAUGCCUUAGAUCUGUUUUUAAGUCUUGUAUAUUCCUACAUAGCUGUCCAAUGUAUUAUAUUUGUAUAGUGAAUUGUGUAAAAUUUUUGAAUAAGUACGUCAUCGCUUACCCGUAUGUUACUGAACAGUGAUGACAACCCGUUUCUUCAAACAUUUAACUGUCUUCUCUUUUUCCUUUGUCAUUUGUGGGUUUUAUUUGUACAGUUCCUCAUGAAGUUGCAUUUGAGAUAUGUGUAUAUGAAAAGAUUAUACAAGGGUAAAAUUAAGCAAUAUAUUAACUAUGGUUCUUCAGGAGAAAGCUUACAGUGUUUCAGGUUGUGAUUUAUUUUCAAAACAGAGUUGACUCUGAACAUCACCUUGUUCAUCUGCAUUGAUGUUUGUAUUUCUAGUGUGAGCAGUUUAUGCAAAGGUAGAUAUAUACAGAGAAAUUUUAAAUACAUUUAUGCAAGUUCCUAUUGCUUUGCUGAUGCUCUUUGCUUAUUUGAUGUUAAAUAAUGCUAUUGUAAAUAAAGAAUCUGUUGUUACUGC
Mus caroli (Ryukyu mouse) is the source of this 8340-nucleotide messenger RNA. It is a transcript of the gene Ncoa2, whose product is annotated as nuclear receptor coactivator 2. Gene Ontology annotation, cellular component: nucleus. Gene Ontology annotation, biological process: positive regulation of transcription by RNA polymerase II; cellular response to hormone stimulus. The record is from RefSeq and is a predicted model, not a curated record. Gene Ontology annotation, molecular function: nuclear receptor binding; protein dimerization activity. NCBI's taxonomy places the organism in Eukaryota, Metazoa, Chordata, Mammalia, Rodentia, Muridae.